Messenger RNA from Limulus polyphemus (Atlantic horseshoe crab), 6311 nucleotides. RefSeq lists its product as uncharacterized. The transcript has 8 exons. The record is from RefSeq and is a predicted model, not a curated record. Lineage: Eukaryota; Metazoa; Arthropoda; Merostomata; Xiphosura; Limulidae. The coding region runs from base 1 to 870 and encodes 289 amino acids.
AUGGCCAGUUUUACUUUACUGGAUGUAGAAACUAAUGAGGAAAUAUCUCCGUACAGUCCAGAUGGCAGCCCAACUAGUGGUCUUUCUAAUUCAUCACCUGUACAACAUGCCAGUAUCCCAGGUCAUUCCCAGUUUGCUUUUCCAGUUCCACUGUCUAGUAGCACGCAUCUUCAGACCUCGUUAGAGCCAGAAAGAAUCAGCUUACCUCUAUCUCAGUUCCAGGAUUUAAAUCCGAGCUUAGAAAGUGACCCUGGACCUGUUACGGGUGGAAAUCAUCCAAAAAACAGGCUAGAAAACAGUUCUUUAAUGUCACUUGUAUCAGGUGUGAAAAGGAUUCUUCCUGUCGAUACACCCGAAGGAAACCCGGAGCUGAAAGAGGGAGCCAAAGUUGCUGGAAAUGGAAGCCUUCAGGAUAUAGACAUGUCCCAGUUUCAAGCUAUGAUGGAGAAUAUGAAGUCCAUUGAUGCUGUAAAACAAGAACAGCUGGCGGACUUAGCUACUUCAAUUAAUACUGUUCUGGGAGAGGCCUGUCUUGGAACCUUUGGUCCAUUUACCUCUACAUUUACUAAUCCAGGAUCUUUGCCUACAUCUCUCUCCAGAACAGACGCUCGUCCUUAUAAUCAAAAUCUGGUGUCUGACUGUCAUCGGUUGGCAAGGGCUCAGCCACUCCUAAAGGACAUUCACAGUCCAACAAGCACCUUUUCUUCCGAAAACAGUAAUCUCUCGUAUGGGUCACACUCCGAGAUGAGCCCUGUACCAGUUCUUCACCCUGUUGGAACACCUGCUUCAACGUUGAUGCCCAGUCAACAGUCAACAUUCUGUGAGGAUGAUGAGAUUGAGGAUGAUUUCAACUGGGAUAAACUUCUGUAACACUUUCUUAUAUAAAUAUAUAUUCUUAAAAUGUCUGAAGCCAAUCAUGGACACUUAACUUUGUUUGAAAGCAGGGGAGCAAGAAAAAAAAAGUAACUGCUGAAUGUUGAGAGAUGAAAUCUUUUUUUUUUUCUUUUAUAAGAAGCUCCGAGAAGCUUAAUUUUUACAGUUUGAUCUCUGUCAAGUUGCUGUUUUUAUAAUUGUAAACCCACAAAAUUGGGCAGGUAUUUCAAUGUUCAAUAUGUACUUACUGUGAAUUUAUAAUCAAACUUGGGAGGGCAUGUUUCCCUUCUGCUUCAUGGGUUAGGCCGCCUGUGAAACCAGUCAAGAACGCAUUCAAUUAAAGAGUUUUGCCCCUUAAGGACAAAUGUAUCUUGUAUAAAACAUUAAUGAUUUAUGUAUUCUUUUUAAAAAGCUCAGCAUACACUUAUGUGCCAGUAUCUGUUGUUUUAGAGGAGCUACGUUAACCUGUAUUGAUAGAUCGGUGUGUUUGUAUCAUAAUAUUGUUCAUAGUGAGAUAUCGAGUAUCAAGUUUAGAAACUGGCUGAUGGUGCAUACUUUGUUAUGCGGUGAUCAUUGAAACUUUGUCGUUGUUACUGUUGUAGUUUUAAAUAAUAAACCUGGUCAGUAUUUUUGUGUUGUUAAGAAAAUUAUUUGCAUGUGUUCUUGGAAUUUGUACAUAAAUAUGGUUUGAUCUAGUUGUCGGUAGACUCAUCCGUCCAGUAUUGAGUUGUAUUAUUCCCUUUUAUUUAUUUAUUGACAGUUUAAAAAAAAUGUGUUUGGUUCACCUUGUUACAUUGUUGACAUACCUGGGCAUUCUCAUGUACUACAGGGUAUGAAUUCAUGACAUUUGACUUGACAUACCUCAAGCAAAGUGAAAUCCAUUGGUGACAUUUAUUACAUGCUUAAACGUCUCUUGGUAGACUUAUAAUUAUAUUUGCAUUAAAUUAUAUAAAUACAUUUUUUUGUGUGUGUAUAUGUCUGACAGUGUAGCAGUGUAACAAUUUUUCAGGUACUAAGCUACUCUGUUAGGAGUCUGUUAUCAAGUAGAUAUUUAAUCAAUCGUAAAAUAUGUUGUAAAAAGCAACUGAGGUAAACCUACGACAGUAUAGUCUAAUGACUUCAUAUUUCAUCCAAUUAAUGAUUAAUUAAUCCAUUGAAUGAUUAGGAAAGAUAUGAAACAGAUUGUUUUGUAAUAUUUAAUUUUAUUCAUCUGUUAAAAUAACUUCCUGAGACCUACAAGAAUGUUGUCUUUGCAUAAUAAGAUGAAAACAGCAUCUCAACUAUUGGUGAAAGUAUGUGGUUGGAUAGUAAUACAAGUAUUUUUAGAUAUUUCUCUCUUUGUUACAUAUUUGUUUUAUUUCGUAAUAAUUCAUGAUUAUCUUAGGAAUUUAAGUACAGUUUUUUUCAUCUGUUUAUUAUUAUUCUAUACAAUGUUUUGUCAGUAAUUUUUGUUUUUACAUUGUGAUGAUACUUUCAGUAAGAAUGUGAUAUUUGUGCUAGUAGCUUUGAAGAGUUCUGGGAGUUUUAUGAUUUUUUUAUCACAAAAUUGGAGCAUUUUUAACUUGCAUGAAAAGUAUUUUAAUGGUUUAUUCCUUUGGUAACCAAUAUAAUUACAUUAUUUAACCACGUUUAAAAUUUUUUUCGUAUACCAUUUUCGAUUUUUUUUGUUCGUGACUACCACUCAUUAACCUCUGUAGAAACUCUGUCUAUAACAAGAGUUGGUGGAUACAUGAUGUUUUAAGUUAUUUCAAAUCUUGUGGGUUAUAUUUACUGUAGGAGAUUAAUAUUAAACAGCUUAUUUAAUAACAUUAAUUAAAUAUUAUUUUGUUUUGAUGAUUAAACGACAAAAAACAAUUGAGUCUGAAAUUGUUGAAAAAUUAUUUUUUACCUUUAAUAUAGUAACUAUGAACAUUUUCUUUUUGUACAUUUUGAUCUUGAUAACCGAGAAGUUUUUAACUUGGGUUUUAUCUAGCAGAAAGUUCUGUAUUUUAUGUAUAUAUAUUAGCAGUUACUUUUCAUAUAAACCUUGAACACAGUAAUAGAAAUGUACCACCUUUAACUUAAGACUCAUUUCAGUGUUUGAGUUAGGUUGUUAUUGUUAUGUGUUAAGAUCUCAAUAUAUAUAGAUUGUUGUUAUCAUAGUGAUAUAAAUAUACAUGGAUAUUAAAAUUGUAUGCUGAUUGUAAUGAAGAAUUCUGAUUCCCCGACACCCUCCUAGUGAAUGUUAGUCAUUUGUAAGGUUAUAUUAGUAUACACAGCUUCUAAUGUCGAGAAAGCUCUAAUUUUAUUUAACAAAUGUUUGCAAAAGAAACUUGAGGGUUUCUAAUUGCUGAGAAAUCUCCAUUACUACGUAGUAAAUGUUAAGCUUACCUUGAUGAGUUACAAACUGCUACCUUUCAAGUGUUAGGCUUACCUCAGUGACCUAUAAACUAUUAACUAGUGAAACUUUGACUUGCAUUGCCGACCUACAAGCUACAUAUUAAAUGUUUUAGGAUUACUGUGGUGACCAACAAACUACCUACAUAACAAAUAUUAGGCUUACCUGGGUAACGUAUAAACUAGUACGUAACAAAUGUUGGGCUUACUAUGAUGACUUGCAAGCUAGCAACUAACAAAUGUUAGGCUUACCUGGGUAACUUACAAACUACCACAUAACAAAUGUUAGGCUUACCUGGGUAACUUAUAAACUAGUACAUAACAAAUGUUGGGCUUACUUGGGUAACUUAUAAACUACCCACAUAACAAAUGUUGGGCUUACCUGGGCAAUUUACAAACUACCCAUAUAACAAAUGUUAGGCUUACCUGGGUAACUUAUAAACUACCCACAUAACAAAUGUUAGGCUUAUCUGGGUAACUUAUAAACUACCCACAUAACAAAUGUUAGGCUUACCUGGGUAACUUAUAAACUACCCACAUAACAAAUGUUAGGCUUAUCUGGGUAACUUAUAAACUACCCACAUAACAAAUGUUAGGCUUACCUGGGCAAUUUACAAACAACCCACAUAACAAAUGUUAGGCUUACAUGGGUAACUUACAAACUAGUACUUAACAAAUGUUAGGCUUACCUGGGUAACUUAUAAACUAGUACAUAACAAAUGUUGGGCUUACUAUGACGACUUGCAAGCUAGCAAUUAACAAAUGUUAGGCUUACCUGGGUAACUUACAAACUAGUACAUAACAAAUGUUGGGAUUACUAUGAUGACUUGCAAGCUAGCAAUUAAAAAAUGUUACACUUACUAUGAUGACUUGCAAGCUAGCAAUUGACAAAUGUUAGGCUUACCUGGGUAACUUACAAACUAGUACAUAACAAAUGUUGGGCUUACUAUGAUACUUGCUAAGCUAGCGAUUAACAAAUGUUAGGCUUACCUGGGUAACCUACAAACUACCCACAUAACAAAUGUUGGGCUUACUAUGAUGACUUGCAAGCUAGCAAUUAACAAAUGUUAGGCUUACCUGGGUAACUUACAAACUAGUACAUAACAAAUGUUGGGCUUACUAUAAUGACUUGCAAGCUAGCGAUUAACAAAUGUUAGGCUUACCUGGGUAACUUACAAACUAGUACUUAACAAAUGUUACACUUACUAUGAUGACUUGCAAGCUAGCAAUUAACAAAUGUUAGGCUUACCUGGGUAACUUGUAAACUAGUACUUAACAAAUGUUAGGCUUGCCUGGGUAACUUAUAAACUAGUACUUAACAAAUAUUAGACUUACAAUGAUGACUUGCAAGCUAGCACUUAACAUAUGUUAGGCUUAUCUGCAUAUUACUAUCUAGAAAAUAUUAAGUUUACCAUAAUGACCAAUAAAUGACUACCUAAUGUGAGGCUAAUCAUUUGAAUGACCUACAAACUACUACCUUUAGUAAGUGUUAGGUUCACUUUGAUAGAAUUGAUUCGAAUUAGAACUUCCAUGAUUCAUUUUGUGACAGGCUUGAGUUGAGCUGCUUUUGAUCAUAAGAUAAAGAAACAAAAAAUUGUAUACUGAUGUAGUUACAAGUGAUGCAAUAGCAAUUAUUGGUAUUGUCAUAAAAGUAUAUAAAAAAUGUGUUUUACUGUUUCAAAAGAACUAAAGAAAAAUGUGACAUACAGAUUAGCACUUGUGGUGCUAGGCAUUUACCCAAAAUAUAAAACAGAACACUUGUAUUUGUAGCAAAAAUUUGAUACAACAUGAUUGAUUUAAAAUUGAAUAUCCAGACUGAAUAUCCUUAUGAUAUUCAGAAAGCAACGUAAACCCUAAUAAUUUUUAAAUCAGUAUUUAAUAGGGCCUAAUUAUGUUAUAUCCUUACCAUCGAGUUAAAUUCGAAGACAUUAAGGUAAAUAACUAAGGUUAGUUCUAAUUUAAUAGUUGACACUUCAAAGAAGAUGCAAAUUAAGUUUAUUUACACAGAAUAGUGAACAAAAACUCGUGUUGAUUUAAUAAUAUAUAAGUGCAGAGAUAUUGUUCAAUUUAAUUAUUUUCUUUGUGAAAUUGGAAAUAUUAUGCUGAUACGAUAUUUUUUAGGUGAAACAAUUGAGCAAGGCUGCAACAAUGUAUAAAGAACAGUUCUACUUUGUUAAAUAAUAUAAUAUAUAGGACUAUUCCAAUAAAUGUUUGAGUUUUUAAAGAAAGUUUCUUAAGCCUUUUAUGGUAAAGUUGUAUAAGUAUGAAGCUGUUAUAAAUGGUCACUGGUUUCUAGAACAGGUGUUUACAUGUGUACUUCAGUGUGUGUGUGUGUGUGUAUCGAGUCAUCUGCUGUGUCCACUGAGGGGAAUCAACCCCUCCUGAUUUGAGUGUAGGCUUUUUGCUGUCCCACCAGGGGGCUGUACUUCAGUAGUACAGAUAAUACAGAAGCUCUAUUAACAGAGUAAACAGAAAAUUUGUUGCAUUUUCAUCAGAUUGUUAGUUAAUUUUUCAACUAGUCAAUUGAAUUUAUUGAUAUUCAGAUGAAAAAUUAAAUCAAACUUAUUCAUACCACUACAUAUUAGUCUACGAUGUAGGUAAUUGAAAUAUUAAAAGUCAAAGAUCUUAUCAAUAGCUACUUUGUUUUCAGUUUAGAACUUUGGAGAAAACAUGUUUUUGAUUUAUUUACUCUAGUUUGUAAGCCAUGACAUACAAACAAGAGUAAUCUUCGACACUGUAAUGAAUAAAUGCUGCACGCAGUGCGUCAUAUGGUAUAACAUUAAAAUAAUACAUCUUUAUAACAAUGUUUUCUCUCCAAUCCUGCUUGUUUAUGAUGUACUCCCUAAAUUCCAAUCAUGGGUGAUGUCGAGCAGAAUUAAUCCUAUUUGUUAUCUAAAAAGUAUUAGGCUUAGCUUGGUGACCCAAUAUUGAAGUAUAACACUUUAAAAGUAAAUCCGCUAAAUAUUUGCUCAAGUUAAGAAUAAUGAACAACUUUUACUAAUUUUAUAAUUUGUGUACUUAGAAAGAAAAAAAAAAGGUUUGAAAAAUGAAUAUAUAUAUAU